Messenger RNA from Serpula lacrymans var. lacrymans S7.9, 642 nucleotides. RefSeq lists its product as uncharacterized. The transcript is spliced from 2 exons. NCBI's taxonomy places the organism in Eukaryota, Fungi, Basidiomycota, Agaricomycetes, Boletales, Serpulaceae. Bases 1 to 642 code for a protein of 213 amino acids. The record is from RefSeq and is a predicted model, not a curated record.
AUGAAUUCACUCCUUGGAACGAAACAAGGACUAAUGCAUGAGCCGUUGGACUUAACUAGAGACAUCCCAGUACUCAUGUUGAGUCUCAUGGACCAUGAAAUAGAUUCCAUCAAACAUGGACGACAGCUUGAUGAGGGUGAUUUACCAGUGCCAGAUGUCAUAACCAUAGGUCUUCAGCAACUCACAGACGCAACAAACAACCCAAUUGAGGAGUACAAUAAAGUCUUUAAAAGACUUCAGGCUCGUCGGCAAUUACAGCCAGUCAUAGGACCUGGAAGCGCACAGCCUAUGUCUGCACCAGUUACAGAUACUGAAGCAACGACGACACCAGUUAUGAAUGACUUACCAGGAGAAUCCAGUACAGUGGUUAACGAGGGAAUUGCAGGAGAUGGGGACGCUGUUAAGCACUUUAUCGUAACAGACGCAGAUAUGGAGGAAGAGGAGGAAGAGGGAGAUUUUGAGCACUCAGCCAGGGAAGAUGAGAGAGAAGAGACACUCACACUUGAAGGGCCAGAGGAUAUUUCGCUUGAUAUGGAUACAGAGGAUAUGGGUGGUGUCAACAUAUACGAGGAAAGCAAAGAAGAAGAUGAGACAGAUAUUGAUAUUGACACAGAUACCGGUUCCAGUUAUUGUGAAAUGUAA